Lactuca sativa (garden lettuce) is the source of this 1382-nucleotide messenger RNA. RefSeq names its product hydroxyproline O-galactosyltransferase HPGT1. Lineage: Eukaryota; Viridiplantae; Streptophyta; Magnoliopsida; Asterales; Asteraceae. Gene Ontology annotation, molecular function: galactosyltransferase activity. Gene Ontology annotation, cellular component: Golgi membrane. The record is from RefSeq and is a predicted model, not a curated record.
CAAGCCCUUUGGGACACCAAUCUCUUCUUGUCCCUCUGUCACUUUCCCGCACCAACUGUUCUCUGUAUUUCACCUGAUUCCACCAAAUCGACAAAGAAACGCAUAACGAUCGAUAUAUCAAUUCAUUAUAAUCUUAUCUGUGAAUUCGGAUUCCGAUCCAUAGAAAUCCCCGACCAUCAUUACUGACGAAUCAUAAUCAGAUUUAGCGUUUUCGUCGAAGAAGAAAUGCGUAGCCGGGGAUCCAACAACCGGCUAUCUUCUUCUCGUUCGUUGUUUCAAUGGCGAAUUUCAUCUCUCAUUUUAUCGAUGUUUGCCACCAUGGCUGCCUUCUUCGUCGCCUGCCGAUUGUGGCAGGAGGCAGAAUCUAGGGUUUAUCUAGUUAAAGAGCUUGAUAGGAGAACUGGUCAGGGGGAGUCUGCCAUAUCUGUUGAUGACACAUUAAGAAUCAUAGACUGCAGGGAACAACAAAAGAAGUUAUCUGUGCUUCAAAUGGAGCUAAACAAAGCUAAGAAAGAAGGAUAUGUUUCAAAGCAUCUGAUAGAAACUAAAGACACAAAUGAAAAGAAGAAGAAGAAGCUUUUAGCUGUUGUUGGAAUUCUUACAGGAUUUGGGAGAAGACACAACAGAGAUGCAAUCCGUAAGGCAUGGAUGCCUACUGGAACAACUCUUAAAAAACUGGAACACGAAAAGGGUAUAAUUAUUCGAUUUGUUAUAGGCAGAAGCUCGAAUCAUGGAGAUAAUUCAGAUAAGGAUAUUAGCAAUGAGAACAAAAAGACGAAUGACUUCCUUAUUCUUAAUGAUCAUGUGGAGACACCCGAAGAACAGCCAAAAAAAACUAAGUUGUUCUUUGUUGAUGCAUUACAACAUUGGGAUGCAGAGUUUUAUGUGAAAGUCAAUGAUGACAUUUAUUUAAAUAUUGAUGCCCUUGGUGCUAUUCUUGCAAGUCAUGUAAACAAGCCUCGUGCCUAUAUUGGGUGUAUGAAAUCCGGUGGUGUUUUCUCCAAACCAAGCGACAGAUGGUAUGAACCAGAGUGGUGGAAAUUUGGAGAUGGAAAAUCAUAUUUCCGACAUGCUUCUGGGGAAAUAUUUGCAAUAUCACAAGCCUUGGUUCAAUUCAUCUCAAUCAACAAAUCAAUACUUCGUACAUAUGCUCAUGAUGACGUCAGCGCUGGGUCAUGGUUCAUCGGACUUGAUGUGAAGCAUGUUGAUGAAGGCAAAUUUUGUUGCUCAUCUUGGUCUUCAGGGGCUAUAUGUGCUGCUUCUUGAGAAUUCCUACUCAUUAUUGUAUCGACUUCAAUUAUGUUAUAUUUGAGAUUCAAAAUCCGGAAUUUAUGUAAACGAACAUUAUGUUAUAUUAUAUUAAAUUGAGUAAUUUGAGACAA